This is a messenger RNA of Vitis riparia (riverbank grape), 1331 nucleotides long. Its product is annotated as putative MO25-like protein At5g47540. Lineage: Eukaryota; Viridiplantae; Streptophyta; Magnoliopsida; Vitales; Vitaceae. The transcript has 11 exons. The coding region runs from base 111 to 1154 and encodes 347 amino acids. The record is from RefSeq and is a predicted model, not a curated record. Gene Ontology annotation, biological process: intracellular signal transduction. Gene Ontology annotation, molecular function: protein serine/threonine kinase activator activity.
AAGGCCAGAAACAACCGUCGGAGCAUCCCAAUUUCUCUUCAUUCUAUAAACCCUAAUAAUUGUCCAUCCAUUCCACGAAUUCUUCCCCCGCCAAACGACGCUGUUCCACCAUGAAAGGGCUUUUCAAGUCGAAGCCGCGCACGCCAGCCGAGCUCGUCCGCUACAUGCGUGAGCUUCUAAUCUUUAUUGAUCGCGGCGCCCAAACCCGGGAACAGAAGCGGGAAAAACAGCGGGAAGAAAAGGUGUCUGAACUCAAUAAAUGCAUCCUGGAGAUAAGGACAAUUCUUUAUGGCAUUGAUGGAGCAGAGCCAGUUUUGGAAGCUUGUACACAAUUGACCCUGGAGUUCUUGAAAGAGGAUACAAUCCGCCUUCUGAUUGUUUGUCUUCCAAAACUGGACUUAGGGGCACGUCAAAAUGCCACUCGUGUGAUUACAAAUUUGAGCAGGCAACGGGUUAAUUCACGGUUGAUUGCUGCUGAGUACUUGGAAAAUAACAUAGAUGUAAUAAAUAUACUGAUACCUGGUUAUGAAGACAGUGAGAUUGCUUUAUCUUACGGUGCAAUUUUGAGGGAGUACAUACGUUAUCAGAGUGUUGCAAGGUAUGUGUUGGAAUCAGCACAGAUGAAGAAGUUUUUUGAUUAUGUACAAAACCCAACUUUUGAAAUUGCAUCAGAUGCUGCAGCAACUUUUAAGGAGCUUUUGACAAGGCAUAAAUCUACUGUUGCUGAAUUUCUUUCCAAAAACUUUGACUGGUUUUUUCGAGAGUACAACUCACAGUUGCUGCAGUCUCCCAAUUAUAUUACCAGGCGACAUGCCGUCAAGCUGUUGGGAGAUAUGUUACUAGAUCGUUCAAAUUCUGCUGUGAUGAUCCGCUAUGUGAGCUCACUGGAUAACAUGAGGAUCCUGAUGAAUCUUCUAAGAGAGUCAAACAAGGCAAUUCAGUUGGAAUCAUUUCAUGUGUUCAAGCUAUUUGUUGCAAAUCAAAAUAAGCCUCCUGAAAUCGUCAGCAUACUUGUCACAAAUAGAAGCAAACUCCUACGAUUCUUUGGCGACUUCAACAUUGAUAAAGAGGAUGACCAAUUUGAAGCAGACAAAGCUCAAGUCAUCAGAGAGAUCACUAAUCUGAAUCCACGGGCUGAUGAUGGUGUGCAGUAGACAAAAGCAGAUCGUUUCUAUCUAUUUAGUCAUUGUACAUCCAGAGAAUGCAACUGGAUACUCGCUCUUUAUAUCUAGUUUAUUUUCUUUGAAAGCGUAAAAUGAUAUACUGAUCCCACUGUAAAUUGAAAAGAAAUUGUUUUACAUUAUCUUGUUUACCUUAAUCAAACCAUGAAA